Molecule: messenger RNA, 969 nt
Organism: Trifolium pratense (red clover)
Lineage: Eukaryota; Viridiplantae; Streptophyta; Magnoliopsida; Fabales; Fabaceae
Exons: 3
Coding region: 1-969 (322 amino acids)
Molecular function (GO): catalytic activity
Source: RefSeq, a predicted model, not a curated record
AUGGGUGCGUCAGGGGGCUUGUUAACCUUAUGGGAUUCAGCUGAGGUGGAGGUGUGGUCAUCUGAGAGUUCCGAAUAUGUGUUGUGGUGCCAUGGUCGCUUCGUUAGAUCUGGGGAGGAGUUUUAUUUGGCAAAUGUUUAUGCGCCUUGUGAUGCUGGGGCGAAGCAGGUUCUGUGGGACUCGCUUUCGAUAAAAAUACAGGCGUUGGGGAGGUCAAGGGUGUGUGUUUGCGGGGAUUUUAAUGCUGUUAGGAGUGUAGAUGAACGUCUUUCGGUUAGGGACGGGUAUCGCUCCUCGGACCAUUUUUCUUUUAAUCGAUUUAUCGAUGAUAACACCUUGAUUGAUUUACCGCUGUGUGGUCGAAAGUACACUUGGUUUAAAGGGGAUGGGCGUUCUAUGAGUCGUUUGGAUAGAUUCUUGCUUUCUGGUGAGUGGUGUUUGACUUGGCCUAAUUGUACACGGCUUGAUGAAUGGGGAGGUUUUGUGCUUAAAGAAAAAUUUAAAUGGAUUAAGACGGCUUUGAAAGAUUGGCAUACGACUCACACCCAGAAUUUGCCUAGUCGGAUUGAGUCUCUGAAGGACCGGUUGGAUGUGCUCGAUGAGAAGGGGGGUGAAGAGGCCUUAUCUGAGACUGAGUUAGCAGAGUUUCAUGGGGUCUCGUCGGAUAUUCAUUCUCUCUCUCGGUUGAAUGCAAGUAUUUAUUGGCAGCAAUCUCGAUCGCGGUGGCUCAAUGAAGGGGAUGCUAAUACUAAGUAUUUUCACUCGAUCCUUGCGAGUAGACGGAGGGUUAACGUUAUUUCGUCUUUGCAGGUGGAUGGUUCCGCGGUGGAGGGUGUGGCUUCUAUUAGGCAUGCAGUCGUAUCUCACUUUGCGUCUCACUUCAAAGCUGUUAAUGUGGAACGACCUGGGGUAGAGAAUCUUACUUUUAAACGGUUGCAGGCAACAGAGGCGAGCAGACUUUUGGCCUGA